Linum trigynum is the source of this 369-nucleotide messenger RNA. Lineage: Eukaryota; Viridiplantae; Streptophyta; Magnoliopsida; Malpighiales; Linaceae. The record is from the annotation of a GenBank genome assembly.
AUGGAAACGAUUUUCGCAGAUGGAGAAACACUGAAACAGUCAUCGCUGGCGACAAGAGUCUGCCGGAGGCAAAGCAAUGACGGCGAGCAUGAUGAGUCGGUCGGCGACACCUCCAGCCUCCAGGUCCCUCCCAACUGGACAAGUGGCCGAAUCUGGGGCCGAACGGGCUGCACCACCAACUCUACCACCAACAAAUUCAACUGCCUCACCGGCGACUGCGCCACGGGCCAAAACGAAUGCAACGGCGCUGGCGGAAUCCCUCCCGCAACCCUCCUCGAGCUCACACUCAACGGCAACGAAAUCGACUUCUACGAUGCCAUUAAAUCCCUGCCUCGAUCGGCGGCGAGAGUCUCCCGGAGCAGAGCAUGA